Messenger RNA from Cucurbita pepo subsp. pepo (vegetable marrow), 1067 nucleotides. The record is from RefSeq and is a predicted model, not a curated record. Lineage: Eukaryota; Viridiplantae; Streptophyta; Magnoliopsida; Cucurbitales; Cucurbitaceae.
AUGGACCAGCUGACCUCCGGAGCGAGCAAUCGGAUUAUUCCGAUUUUCAAAACUCUGAGGACUUCUCUCAUUUUCCUCCACACCUUCUUCCUCUCUCUGCUUCUCCUCCUCUGGCCUCGCCGCCGCCGUUCUCCGGCUGCGUCAACGCCUCCGGCUCAGUCCUCUGUCAAGAAGAGGCGAUUGGUAUGGCGGAUGGAGGAGGAAGAUACCCAGCGACGGAGGGCGUUGGCUGAGGUCAUCGAAAUGGGCGAAAACAUCGGAGACGGGGGGUUUCAUGGCCGUUGGAGUACCUCGUUGUUCUAUGGCGUUAAGAGAAACGCGCUGUUUUGCCGCUCCUGGUUGCCGGAAUCCGGUGAAUUGAAUUAUGGGAUUGAAUUAUUUGUUCAAGGAAUUAGUUUAGAUUUGGAAGGGAAUGUUCAUUGUUUUUCCAUUCUGCAGGGGGCAUUCUUAGAAAAGAUUAAAUCUGAGAACCCUGAAACACCAUGCUUCCUCUUUGGACACUCCACGGGAGGGGCCGUUGUUUUGAAGGCCGCUUUAAGCCCUCACAUAGAGAAAAUGGUGAAGGGAAUUAUACUGACUUCGCCUGCGUUGCGAGUUAAACCCGCCCAUCCUAUUGUCAAGGCUCUAGCUCCAAUCUUUUCCAUAGUGAUUCCAAAGUUUCAGUUCAAAGGUGCAAACAAGAGAGGCAUUCCAGUUUCAAGGGACCCUGCAGCACUCGUGGCCAAAUACUCCGAUCCAUUAGUAUACACCGGACCGAUCAGAGUCCGAACAGGCCACGAGAUCUUGCGGAUUUCAUCAUACCUGAUGCAAAACCUCCAGUCAGUCACCGUCCCGUUCUUCGUUCUCCACGGGACAGCCGACAAAGUCACGGAUCCUGUAGCAUCCCAGGAUCUGUACAAUGAGGCAGCUUCUGAGUUCAAAGACAUAAAGCUGUAUGAAGGGUUCUUGCACGACUUGCUGUUUGAGCCUGAGCGAGAGGAGAUUGGCCAGGAUAUAAUCAAUUGGUUGAUGAAAAGGCUAAAUGCCAACAAAACUCUUGCAAAAUGAAGAACACUUUCAGGGUCUUA